Motacilla alba alba is the source of this 6661-nucleotide messenger RNA. RefSeq names its product vacuolar protein 8-like. Lineage: Eukaryota; Metazoa; Chordata; Aves; Passeriformes; Motacillidae. The record is from RefSeq and is a predicted model, not a curated record. The transcript has 15 exons. Gene Ontology annotation, molecular function: protein-membrane adaptor activity; protein binding. Bases 425 to 2320 code for a protein of 631 amino acids. Gene Ontology annotation, biological process: nucleus-vacuole junction assembly.
UUCAUGUGGAAAGCUGCCUUACAAAAACAGGUUGCAUUUUCCAUUAUCCCAGUGGUUUUUGAGCCUCAUACAAGCUUUGGUGGAUGCUCCAUAACCUAAACCCCAUUUGCUCUCUGUGAAAUGUGUUUAGGUCAUUAUCUUGUUUCUCUUCAUGUGAAAGGAAGAUGUGUCUCUAGUAAACCCACUUUAAAUAAUAAUUUAUGAACUUUAGGAGAUCUGCAGAAACCAGCCUUGUGAAAUGUAUUUUUUGGGACACAGAAGUCUUUCUGCCUUACAGCAUCUGCGCAUGGUGUGGUGUUAAUAUCUGUAAGACAGAACAAACAGUGAGGAGGCAAGCUAGUGCAAAAAGCGGACAAAUUGAGAAGAAACUUUUGUUUCCAUCUCCUUCCUUUUCUUCUUGCUUUGUGCUGCUGUUGGAAGAAGAAUGGGUCAGCUAUGUGGACGCUGCAUGCAGCUCCUGCGGGACUUCAUAGGCUUUGUUCAGAGGAUGUCCUCUGACUUGGUGCAAGGCAUCAAGGAAUGCUUAACUCUGAUCAGCAAUUGCUCCUGCUUAAAACAGAGCAGCUCUAAAAACAGGCAGCUGUACAAGCCCAUCCUGCAGCCUCAUGAGAGAGUGACCGCACAGGAGUUUCUGCAGCAUAUUGAAACAGAUUUUGAAAUGUCUCCACUGGGAAAGGACCCUCUGGAAGCCUUGAGGACCUUAUCCUUUUCAGAAAACCCAGGUUUACAGCAGUCGGCUGCCCUCUAUUACUUGCAUAUGAGUCAGCACAUGAGCAUCCCCCUGCCUGUGGAGCAUCUGGAACCAUUUUAUGCCUUACUACGUUCUGCUGACCUGGAGGUGCAACAGAUGUCUUCCUUGUCCCUUGUCAACUUCCUGCUGGAAGGAAAUAUUAACAAAGAAUUAGUUGUUCAAAUGGGUUUACUUGAGCCAAUUCUGGAUCUGCUUGAAUCAGAGGAUCCCACUGUCCAGUGUAAUUCCUGUGCCUGCAUCAUGACUUUGGCUGUUUCAGAGUCAAACCGAGAGGCUAUUGGUGCUGCUAGAGGAGUUACACCUCUAUUGUCUCUUGCCAAUUCCUAUGAUCCCAGAGUCCAACAAAAUGCAGUUGGUGCUAUUCUGAACCUCACACAAUCAGAGAAAAUCCAACAAGUCCUAUGCAAGGAAGGAGCCCUACCAGUUCUUGCCUUACUGCUGGAAUCUCCUGACUCAGAAGUACAGUAUUACAGCUGUGCUGCCCUGAGCAACGUGGCAGCCAAUGUCCAGCACCACAAAGCCUUGCUGAGACCCAGUGACAGAUUCCUGCUGCGGACACUGAUCUCUCUCCUGUCCUCUUCUGUGGACAAGGUUUCAAGCCAGGCAUGUGUUUGCCUAAGAAAUUUGGCUACCAGUGUGGACAUCCAGGCCGAGAUGGUUGCUGAGAAUGUCCUGCCCAAGCUGUGCUCUCUCCUGGCCUCUGGAAGCGAGGAUGUACGUCGUGCCUCCAUUGCUCUGCUCUGGAUACUCUCCCAGCACCCGCCCAACCAGGAAGGAGUACCCACAAAUCCUUUUCUCCCUGGUCCUGAAACUUGUCUUUACCAGUGUUUCAAAUCCCUGGCCACCAAGAGACAUGGUCAGCAUCAGUGGGAACAAAGACACUGCAAACUCAGCCUCACUACACCAGUGGUGAAACAGCCCAUCCUUCAUGAGGGAAAAAGGGACACUCUGGCAUGUGCUGAGCUACUGCAGAGCCUGGGGACAUUACUGGCAGCACAUAAAACAGACCCUGUGAUUGUUGGACACACUGCUUGCAUCAUCAAAAACCUGUGCCUUUCCAAAAACAGACAGAGAAUCACUGAGAGCCGCUGUGUCGAAGGUCUCCUCCAGACCAUGCUUUUGACUGACACUCAGGAAGACUCCCUUCGUUACGUGACAUCCUGCCUUGCUGAGCUAGCAAAGCAAGAAGGAGCCAUGUUACACAUGGUCCAAUGGAUGGAUGAACCUUUGACAAAGUGCUUGGUGAGACUGGCUGGCCAACUGGAACAUCCUGAGCUAUCCUUUCAUGCUGCCUCCAUCAUCCAGCACAUGAUCAGUCACGAAAAAAUGAUGCUUUUGUGGAAGUAUCACAUUGGAGAGAUUCAAGCCUACCUCAAGAAUUUCCUUACCCACCAAGAGGUCCGUUUUCAGCAGCUGGGCAUCUCCACACUCUGCAGACUACGAGCAGAUCCAGACUUUUCAUUAGCAUUCAGAAAAAGCCAAAUGGCCAAACUCCUUGAGCAAGUCCGUCAACAAACAGAAGAAACUCAAGAGCUCCUUAGGGCAGCUAUGUGCCAUGAAGACAGUUAAUAUUUAAGCCAAAUGGUUUAUGAAAACUUACCAGAUCCAAGGGCCUGAACUUUUCAGAGGAAACAACUCUUUGCCUUGGUUCCUGUAAUUUUCCUGCUACUUGCAGUUUUGUCAUACAAGAAAGAUGUCCCGAUAACAAGAAUUGGAGCAGGUCAAAACACAAUUCCUUGCACCCUUUGGCUGGCUGCUUAAGUGUGCUUGAGGACAUGGCUACAUGUUGAAAAACACCUGCUAUGCUUGGUUAACCUUCCAUGGUUUGUUUUUGGUUUCCUCAGAAAAAAACAGCACUGUAUUAUGAGGCAUCUCUCAAGUAUGCAGGUCUGCAUUCAUCUUUAUUCUGUUUCUGUUCCAUGUCCUGUAUUUCAGAGCACACUCCAAGGACUUUAGAAAAUAAUUGAAUCAACCUAUACUAUAAAGGUAGAAAACUACAAACAGAUUACUACAGAAACUAACUGCUGAGGGACAGUUCUCAAAGUACAAGAAAUUUUUAAGAAAUACGAAUGGGUGAAGCCUUUACAGCUGAUCCUUGUCCACACUAUAGGCACUACUCUCCAGCAGAAGAGCAAAAGGCAUAUUAAGGCAAGGAAAUGUUGCACAGAGCAAGUACAGAACACAGCAGGAACCAUGAAUGAUUUGGCUGAGAUGUGUUUAAGUACAGAACUGUGUUCUGCAAAUGUUAAAAUUAUUUCCAAAGCUACUCGCAACAAGGGAUGAGCGAAAAUAUUUGGCAAAAUUAGGAAUUUUUGUUAUAUUUGAUAUUAAUACUUCAUUUUAAAUGGAGUUAAAGAACAAUAAAAAGCUAUUUGUGUUUAAAUUCAACUUACUUCCUUACAUAUAUACUUCCCAUGGGCAAGCAGAUGUUCAGCCAUCUCCAGGAAAAGUGGGUUCCAUCAUGUGUAAUGGUUACUUGGGAAGACACACUUUAACUUCAAACAUCCCCCUUUCUUCUUCUUUCCCCCAGCUUUAUAUGCCCAGCAUGACAAUGUAAGGUAUGGAAUGUCACUAUGGUCAGCUGGGGUCACCUGUCCCAGCUGUCCCCUCCCGACUUCUUAUGCAACCCCAGGCAGGUGGGGUGUUGUGAGAAGCAGACUCUGUGCAAACACUGAUGAGCAGUAACUAAAACAUGUCUGUGUUACCAACCUUGUGUUCAGCACAAACCCAAAGACGGCCCCUUCGAGCUACUGUGAAGAAAAUUACCUCAACCCCAGCCAAAAGCAGCACACUGUCUUUUGAGGUGUUUCUGACCCUCUCAUAACUCUUAUGGGCACAUAGAGCUUUAGAGCCGAUACUGGGUACAAACAUGGAAUAUAAGGGAGAUUAAAAAAAUAGUUUAAAAAAGUUAUUCUGUCAGUUAAGAGCUCAAUAUUCCAUUUUACUGUGGCUCAAAUCUCUGAACUUUAUUUUAGUGCUUGAAGGAGGCAUUUUUGAUAAUUAUUUCUUUUAAUAUCUGAGAGUUAUUUUCAGUGGUACUGUUUGGGAAAAAAACAGAACAAAACAAUGCCCCUCCCCUCCAAAAAAAAAAAAAACACAAAAAAAAAACCAAAGCAAAAACAAACAAACAAAAGUAAAACCAACCAAAACCACACUCAGUGCAGUAAAAAGGCCUAUGAAAGUGCAGGGUAGACAGAAACUUUGGAUAAAACAAUCUGGCAUUUUUAAUAUUCAUCUGUGACAGGAAUCCUGGUUUGAAAUCUCAUGUGAAAAACCACGUGCUCAGCUUUGGGCAGGUGGACAUCUGUUCUAAAACAGAGGACUGGCUGAAUGACACACCUGGGAACAAAAAACUCUCAAACUGCAAACCACCUCCCUGGGUGGUUUUAGAUCAGUUUCCAAAAAGAAGCAGUACAAUAUUAAGUAAUGAUAUUAGAAUGUGUCCUGUAUCUGUAUUCUUAGGUAUUUAAUCUCAAACAUUAUUUCAAGGUCUUAGCAAGAAAGCAAAUAAUAAAGGGUUCUUUAUCAGGAAUGAGGAGAUAAAAGACAUGAAGCAAACAGAGCCAAUGGUGAGCAAUGCAGCAGUGGUGAUGUACUGAAAUAACUCACAGAGCAUCAUCCCUAUGAGCAUUGAUGCUGUGCUGUGGAGACAGGAGAAUGGAGCUGAGCCUUCCCAGAGCACACAGCUCUCUGCUGGGAAGACUGCUGCUCCCAACCCUCAGAACAGCUGUCUGCACCUGCUACUUCUACCUCACAGAGUAGUUCCACCUUGCCCCUCAUGGUACAAACAACACAACCAGUUGCAAUAGCAGGCAGAGGAGCUAGCCUUCCUCCUAUACCACAAUUUAUUGUCAAGAACAACACUCAACAGAAGAGAAACUGUUUUCCCUGCAUUAAAAGAGGCUUAACCAAAAGAUUUAAAAAUUCAAUAUUAAAUCCUUUUUAAAAAUUUCAUACACCUACUCGCAAUUCCCUUGGUUUUACAUUGUAUGUCAGGCCCCUGAAACAGGAAAUUCUUGCUCUCAUUUGAAGCAAACCUGGAUUGACUGUAAUGACAAACUGUUUUUAAUCCAGCCCUGCUAAAAAAAAAAAUCAAAGCAAAAAACCAAAGUAAAUGUGAGAAAUAAAGCCAGCCCAUUUUUCCAAAAGCAGUGAAGCAAAUGUGCUGAAAUCUCCCAAAAAAAUAGACCAGCAUAAUUUAUAACCAAUCCUAAAUAGCUCAAGAUCAACAUAAUUUAAACCUGAUCCUAAAUGAAUCCUAAGACUUAAAACUGAAGCUAAAUGUAGCUGCCUAUUUCAUUGCUCUCUUUCCUGCUGCAAGUGACUCUGUACUGAUUUUUAGUAAAGACAUUAGAGAAAAUCUGAAGCAAAAUUUUAAGCAGACCAUGAGUAGCAAGGAGAGUUUUCCAUCAGAGAUUGACUCUUGCUUCAAUUAUGCCAGAAAAAUGAAAAUAUAAGUAGAAAUAAAUAUUUCAAACAAGUUUUAUUUGGUACUUACAUGCUAUAUAUAGUUUUAAAGAAAAACUACAUAUUUUGGACACUUCAAAAUAUUGUGGCUAUGUACAUGGAAAACUAAAGAAAGCAAGAAAGGAACCCAAUUCAUUUUACUGUGUCACAAGUUACUAUUAAAAGCACUCUGGCUGAAUGGCUGUUUUUUCCCUUCCAUAAAUAUUCUGGCAGAUGAAGUCUCUUUUAUUUUAUUUCCAUUGCUUUUGUCCCAUCUCCUCUGUAAGAUGAACACUCGGCAGCAGCAGAAAUUUCUUCAAAAAUUCUUCGGCUUUUGUCUCAGAGGAUUUCUUCUACUAGCGCAGACUUUCUGCACAGCUUCCUAGAGGCCUCUCAGUGCUCACCAGAGGCAAGGGCAGGAAUCUUAAUGGUAAAUUCUCUGUUAGCAGGAGCUCAGAGCCCCUGAACCUUCAUUUGCCCUACCCAAGGAUCUUCUCACUGAUUCAGAGAGCAAUGCCUCAAGCCUUUGGCGAUGCUGCAAACUCAAACACCCAGAGCGAGCUCUGCCUCCAACAGCAUUGUUCAGCAAAGCACAAGAACGUGCAAGAUUUUACAGUUCUGCACAAUAGCAACCAAAAGUGUGGGAUGGAACAAUGAAUGACAGUAGAAAUCAGCAUCAAACUAAAGAGAAAGCAACCUGCAUCGCUCCUCUUAUCACUCAAACUGCACUGCUUUAUAAAAACCACACGCUACAUAAAAAAGCACAAUGACCAUUUUCCAUUUGCUCUGAAACGAGCAAACCCCAAAAAUCCCUGAACCUGCAUCAUCAUCCAAAACUCAAAUAUCCCAGGUUUCACACAGUCUUCAAAAGUCUGAUAAGGCAAAGGAAAAGUCUUCCAUCAUUGGGAACAGCAGCAAUUUACAGGACUCAGAACAAGGUAUUUCCUUGUAUGUGUGCACACGUGUGUGCACAUAUGCGUACACAUCUUUUAUAGUAUUGUGAACAUGAAUGUAACUAAAAAAAUCAAGUUUGCAGUAUCUUUUUUACCACAUUUGUCUAAUUUAUUCAAUCAAAUUAUUCAUUUCUGUACUGAGCAAAAUUCAUAAAUACAUAAUCUAGGAGAACAAUAGGUUAUCCUCUUGUCCAUGAAAAAAAAUACGCUUUCAAAUUUUCACAUUUUAAAACCUUUCUUGUUUUGUGUUUUUAGAGAAAAUGUGAGAAGAUCAUAGUGACGUCUCAAUUUACAGAAUGUCCCUGUAGGAAUUACAUUUACAAGAACCUGAUACAGAAGCCUAUAGUUCGCCCCCAUAAUUAGAGUUCUCUGCAAUAACAUUUAAACCAACAGGUUUAAAUAAAACACCCCAUUAACUCUACUUGUAGAGCAAUGAGGCAUUUCUUUUUCAAGUAUUAGAACCAUAAAGUGUAAAAGAUUCUUUGCCAAUUUUACAAUUAUGCCUUUUAAA